Colletotrichum lupini is the source of this 1206-nucleotide messenger RNA. RefSeq lists its product as uncharacterized. The record is from RefSeq and is a predicted model, not a curated record. The transcript is spliced from 4 exons. The coding region runs from base 1 to 1206 and encodes 401 amino acids. Lineage: Eukaryota; Fungi; Ascomycota; Sordariomycetes; Glomerellales; Glomerellaceae.
AUGGAGGUCCCUCCAGGAAUGAGCGCGGACGACUCGCGGGUACCAAUCGUCGUCGGCGUCACGAGCUUUGUGCUUUCAGUUGCCUUCUUGGCUGUAUCAAUACGAGUGUACACCAGAAUAUUCGUGAUACGACAAUUUGGUAUGGAUGACUGGGCAUCCGUCUUUGCUUUUCUGUUGGUUCUUGGAUGCGGCUUGGCUGUCGCACUGACAUUGGCUGGUAUCAAGAUGACCUUCCUUUUUCAAUAUUACCGAGUCCUGGCCGUCCAAAAGAUGAAGAAGGUCUUCAUUGCGGCCAUGGUAAUAGUCGGCGCAUGGAGCAUUUCGCAGAUCCUUGUCGAGAUCUUCAUCUGUACCCCUAUCCCGGCAUUCUGGGACAAGACCAUUGAUGGCAAAUGCAUCCCGAACUACCCCCAAUGGUACAUCAACGCAGCAGGCAAUAUCAUCACCGACAUUAUUGUAUUUGUGCUGCCGCUGCCAGUUAUUCACAGACUGAAUCUGGCCCGAGGCCAGAAAUAUGUCUUGCUUGGUAUCUUCUGUUUGGGCUUUUUCACAUGUACCAUAUCCUUCAUCCGAAUCCGAUUCCUCAAGCUCGAAGAAGACUUCACUUGGCAAAAUGUCGAGACCGCCGGUUGGUCCAUCGGCGAGCUCUGCUGUGGACUCGUCUGCGCUUGCCUACCGACAUUCCGACCCUUGGUCUCUCGAUUCAUUCCCGCCCUGUCGAGCCGUAUUGCGAAAUCCUCGAAAUACCACAAGAACGGAGACUAUUCUGAAAACACCGAAAGUACCUCACGCCACCGCGAUCCCGAGCUCGGUGGUACACUUGGCAACCCGAAUCACUACUCUGCCCGCUACUCGAAACGACGAACUGGCUCGGCGGACAGCAAGGCUGAUCUCUAUGGCGUCGCCAGCUACGAUUUGAGCCACUCUGAUGCGAGCCGCGAGACAGGGCUGCCCAUCCAAGCCUCGAGAGAUAGCCCGGAUUUCACCAGUCAGACCGAUAAGAUGCCGUCUCCAUCACGGCAACAGGAGUCUAUCGAAUUGGGCGGAUAUAGACCAAACCACCACGCCGUCGUCGAAACAAGAAUCGAAGCGGGAAGGAGAGUCUCUGAUGACGAGAUCGAGCUGCAGCCAGGAGCGCCGAUCGAGGUUAAGUGCGAUAUUGUGCAGGUCUCCUCACAGAAAGUUGAGGCAAGGGGUUUCUCAUGA